UUCUCUCUUCUCCUUGUGUGUGCGACUCUCCACCGUUUGCCUUGAGAACACUCAAAGCAGCGAUCCCCCCCGAUCUGCCGACGGCAGAGCAUUGACAUCGAGAUCUGCACGCGUGCCGUCUUGGUCACGUCGGAUCAAAUUCUCUCCCCGUGGCGGUUGGAAGUGCCGGCAGCUUUAGCAUAAAAUGGCUGAAGGCUCUGGAACGAAUUCGUCCCAGUAUAAUAACCCGAUCCCCGUGGCAGAUUUCGAUCCAGACGUCGAUGAUUCGGCCUACGGCGACGACGACGUCCUAAGCGACACCACCUCGAUCCCUUCGACCAUCUUUCGUCAUCGCUAUGAGAAUGGCCGCAGAUACCACAAGUUUCGCGAGGGAGAGUAUUAUGCACCCAACGACGAUCAACAAAAUGAUCAACUUGAUAUCGCCCACCACAUGUUCAUGAUUCUUCUGGACAACAGACUGUAUCUUGCGCCAGUAGAAAAUCCCAAGAAAGUUCUAGAUCUUGGCUGUGGCACUGGUAUAUGGGCAAUUGAUUUUGCCGACGAGCAUCCCGAGGCGGAGGUCAUUGGAGUCGACCUCUCUCCAAUCCAGCCUCAAUUUGCUCCACCAAAUUGCAAGUUCGAAAUUGACGACGUUACUUCUGAGUGGACGUACUCACCAGAAAGCUUCGACUUCAUUCACAUCCGCACCCUUUAUGGAAGUAUUGCCGAUUGGCCAAAGCUUUACAGCGAAAUAUAUGACCACUUAGAACCCGGCGGAUGGAUUAAUCAGCUUGAACUUACUAUUCAGUUCAAAUCGGACGAUGGGACACUGACUCCGGACCACAUUUUUUCUCAGUGGUCUGAUAUCUUUCAUGAGGCUGGCGAAAAGUUCGGUAAGUCGUUCAAGGCCGUCCAUGACCUAAAACGCUGGAUUGGUGAGACUGGGUUUGAGGAUGUCCAUGAGGUAUGGUAUAAGUUACCCGUAGGCCCAUGGAGUAGCGAUCCCAAAAUGAAAGAGGUCGGGAGAUGGAAUUUCCUGCAUUGUAACCAAGGGGCUGAGGGCUGGGCAUUAUUCCUCCUGACCCGUGUCAUGAAGUGGACGGCCGACGAAGCUAAGGUAUUUAUUGCCAAGUUUCGACAAGCGUUGAGGGACCGCAGUGUACACACAUACUUCGAAGCUGUUGUGAUUUAUGGUCGGAAGCCUUUAGCGAAGAAUGUCUAAUAAAUCACCUGCCACUCACCAGUCUACUAGCCAGGCAUCACAGUGAGAUCUACCAGAUCUCUUGGUAUACUAAAAGUUCUUUGCUCUUUCCUAUUUAUAGGGUAUGUCUAAGGGGGAGAUUCUGCCAUUCUGGGGGAGAAAAUUGCAAUAAAUAUAUCCG
Messenger RNA from Lindgomyces ingoldianus, 1361 nucleotides. RefSeq names its product S-adenosyl-L-methionine-dependent methyltransferase. The transcript has 9 exons. Gene Ontology annotation, molecular function: methyltransferase activity. The coding region runs from base 185 to 1201 and encodes 338 amino acids. The record is from RefSeq and is a predicted model, not a curated record. NCBI's taxonomy places the organism in Eukaryota, Fungi, Ascomycota, Dothideomycetes, Pleosporales, Lindgomycetaceae.